AUGCCUAGAGAAUUAGGGUGUGGCGAGGUAUACGGGAUGGGGGACAUGCCAACCGUCAGACAGCCAGAUGGGAUCCGGGUGGGAGCGCUAAGUCCGUUAAUAAGCGGAAUGGCAAUCAGGGUUGGUGGCCGUGGAAUUAUGCCCACUGGCAAAAGGACGGAUGCAGGGCAACUUCAGAUUAAGCCAUGCAGGAGCUCAUACAGCCCCCCAUUUGUCGAGCAAUUAUCUCAGCAGGAACUAGAGUUACCUUCGUUAGGCCGGGCCGAACGGGGGAUAUUCACCCCCCUCGAGUCGGGUCAGAUGUACCAAAACAAAAGGAUCAGGAUCCUUCCAUUUGCUUCCCGAUCGGUCGAUAGGGCAGCUUGA
Aspergillus niger is the source of this 366-nucleotide messenger RNA. RefSeq lists its product as uncharacterized. Bases 1 to 366 code for a protein of 121 amino acids. NCBI's taxonomy places the organism in Eukaryota, Fungi, Ascomycota, Eurotiomycetes, Eurotiales, Aspergillaceae. The transcript is spliced from 3 exons. The record is from RefSeq and is a predicted model, not a curated record.